AUGGGUGGUGAUCUCAAUCUCAAGAAAUCAUGGCACCCGUCGCUCAUGACCAACCAGAAAAAGGUGUGGGAGGAGGAAAAGAAAGCACUGGAGGAGCGCAAAAAGAUCGAACAGAUCAGGAAGGAGAGGGCAGAGGAAAGACAAAUCCAAGAACUUGAAGAGUUGCAGGAGGCCGCAGGUGGACGAAAACGACAGGCUCGCGUUGAUUGGAUGUACUCGGGUCCGUCUGAUGGUCAAGCCGGUACCACCGAGGAAAUGGAAGGCUAUUUGCUAGGGAAGAGACGGAUAGACGGGCUUUUGAAAGGCAACGAGUCCCAGAAGCUGGAGAAAACGGCCAAGGAGGAUUCCUUCAUGGCUGUGCAGCAUGCGAAUAACGCGAGGGACAUUUCGGCCAAGAUACGAGAGGAUCCGCUGCUCGCCAUCAAGAAGCAGGAACAGGCGGCUUACGAGGCAAUGAUGAACGAUCCCGUCAAGAGAAGAAUGUUAUUGAAGGCAGCGGGAAAAGAAGAGCCUGAGGCGGACCGGGAGCGAGACCGCAAACGCAGGAAGCACCAUCAUCACCACCACCACCAUCACCGACAUCGAGACGAUCGUGAUGGCGAUAUCGACAGACGCGAGAAGUCUCGUUCUUAUCGUGAAGACGAUGAAGAUCGCAAUGGCCGAAGCCGCCACCGUCGGCGCACAUCAUAUACACCCUCGCCGUCUCGAUCACGCUCACCAUCGCGUGCUAGGUCGCCUCCUCGACGUUCUGUCAGAUCUAGAUCGCGCUCUCCUUACCGACGUCGCCGGUCAUAUACGCCAGAAGAUAAAUCAAGGCCGCGGUCACGGUCGCGCUCGACUUCACCUCCUCGACGCAACGGAGACAACGACCGGGUGCGGAAGGCUCAGAGUUGGCACUCCUCUAGGCCGGAGCGGCGGCAUUCUCGAAGUCCUCGUCGUGAUCAGAAGGAUGCAGGUGCAGAGGAGGCAGCCAGAGCGGCAAGGUUGGCAGCGAUGCAGCAGGACGCCUCGGAGCUUGAUAGGCAACGAGAACAGAGGCUGGCGGAGAUCGCAGAGCGGGAGAAGGCUGAGAGGGAACGGGAUGCUGCUGCUCGAGCGCGCAAUGCGAAAUAUGGUGGCCGUGCCAAUUUUGUCAGCAACUUCCACAAGAAGGCUGGUGACAUGACUCUCAGUCAACGCAUGGGCAGGACUGGCGUUUCGGUGGCCCAGGGCGAUGACGGUGAUUGA
Messenger RNA from Capronia coronata CBS 617.96, 1227 nucleotides. RefSeq lists its product as uncharacterized. Gene Ontology annotation, cellular component: U2-type spliceosomal complex. The transcript has a single exon. Gene Ontology annotation, biological process: mRNA splicing, via spliceosome. The record is from RefSeq and is a predicted model, not a curated record. Lineage: Eukaryota; Fungi; Ascomycota; Eurotiomycetes; Chaetothyriales; Herpotrichiellaceae. Bases 1 to 1227 code for a protein of 408 amino acids.